GCUUUAUUUGGUGAACUUCUUACUGUCUUUGCUCCAGCACUAACUGAUCUGCCUCUUGUCAACAGACAUUUGGAUUCUGGUGACAUUUACCUGGCACCAUAUUGGGGACAUAACUUCCACUGCCCUUUCUGAGUGGCCGUAUCAACCAGCGUGCUCAGACUAUAUUUGCACCCAGAGGUUGCUGUUAAGUCUGGAUGACACAUAGAACAGUUUGACAGUUUGUGGUACCUCUAGACUUCUUUAUGGAAGAUUGCUGUUUCAGAGAUCUAAGAAACCCUUGGUCUGAGAGGCAGAGGGAACCUCAAAUGCUGCCCAGCAAUAGCCAUGUAACAACUAGACAGCCCCGGACAUUUUUCUGAAAUGAUGAAUGGAAUUACUCAGAAUUCAAGUCAAGAAGGAGGCAGUGAGCAGAAUUCAGACCAAUUGCCGCCAUGAUGUGCGCGUGGGUCCAGCUGUAAAAGCCACUAGGACACUCACCACGAGAACUCUCCCGCAAGAGGAUGAGUCAGAGUGGAACGGACUGAAGAGAGGGUAGGCCUGUCCGCCCACCUCGAGGCAAUGGCCACGCAAGGCUUUUCGGCCCACAGGAGCGCCCUCUCCCCGAAGGAACGAUGGGACACACCUCCUCCAUCCCCAAGGACUCACCCCUCAGGAAGUCAUGUCUCCAUCCUAACGGUCCUCUUUGUUAUUCACAUCGUCACAGCUCCAGCUUACAAACAUCCACUAUCUGACACCAUGAAUGUCACUACUAAAGGAACUAACUCAUCUGACUGCUGGAUCUGCCCCACGACCACACCUCCCCAGAGGACCUACGUACAUCUUUUUUAGGACUUCCCACCUCUUGAGGGACCUGAUGGGGCUGACAGCAAAAUAUGCUGGGUUCUCAUUUACCACCCAGUGUGGUAAGGAAGGAAGGACUGGGGCAGGAACCAACUGGAAGCCAAACUCUCUGGAACAGAUACCCUCCUCCAAAUCGGAGGGAAGGAUAUUUCAGCUUUUAGGCAAAGCUAGCCUCUGUUUUACUGGUAUUAGCAUCCAGGGACAAGAAUUACGAUGGCUGAAUGAAACAUACUACAAUCAAACUCUAGUUUUCAGUAAUCACAGUUGGGUAACAGACACCAACCAGACUGCCAAUAUCCAAUAUGUAGGGAAUGUCACUGUCUGGUGGGAGAACCUAGUGACUGGAAUAAAGAAAACUAAAACUCACAAUAAAAGCAUAGUAUCAGUAACAGUUAACAAUACACAAGAGAAAGCCAGCAUAGGGAUUAGACAAUAUUCCAGACUAAUGUUUAAUAUAACUAAUAACUACAUUCAGAUAUACUCCAAUUUCUCCCUGUUACAGCUGCUGUAUCGAAACCUGAGGUGCCAAGGGAAAAAAACCCAUGGCUUCAGAAAACUCCAACUUCAAAUGACGAUGCAACAAGGAUUUCAACCCAUCCCACCUGAAGAUGAGGACUAUGAACAUCCACUGGACAAGGUUGCUGCCUCCUUCUACUCCCCACUCUAUCUCCACCACUGUAAAAACCCCAAGACCCCUAUCUCUGACCGACAGCAAGGAGAUCUGCACCCACAGGCAGCAGGGACAAUGCCCAUGCUCAGGUCGAUGCAGUUACAGAAGUUGGACCAACCCUUUACCCCUUAAAAGAUUUUAAGGGUCCAGACUCCUUGAAGGGGUAAUGUUAGAGAAGGCAGAUAGCUAGAUAUAAACAGAGAAAGGGGACAUGGGCCAAAUGACAGGAAGCCAUACAUCUUGUAAACAGCACAGCUACUCAACUGAUACCGUCUGCUCUUCCUUUGAGAGCAUCCUAUCGCUUAAAUAAAUCCUAGCUUUGCUUUCUUGACUUUCCUGUCUCCUCUCUGAAUACUUUCUGCGAUGAGACAAGAACCUACUCUCCGGUAACACUCAUGUAUAGGCAUUAGGCAAAAAGGCAAAGCCACCUCAUUGUCUUGCACUUAAUGAGAUCAUGAAACAUGGAAGAAUGGCAUCAGCCACAAGAACAUAAAUUAGAUUUUGAUUAAGCUUUGUGACAUCUGAAUAGGGAACCCUGAUCACAAAGCCCGCGGAGCAAGACCGAGCAUGUGCAGUAAAAAUGUCCAGGCUUCAAAUGACCACUAUACAACGUUCCAGGGUGGUGCUCAACUGGUAAGGGAAAACUUAAGGGGAAAUAGCUCUCAGGAUGCACGUGUGGUGGCUUCAGGAGCCCAGUGCACAAGAAUGGAUGGAUGAGAUAAUCGCCCCGCCUCAACUUUCUCAUCAAUGAAUAUUCUGCACCUAAUAGAAAAAGCUCAUGCCUAUUCAAAGGUUAAGAUGGAAUAAAAAGGGAAAUCAGAAAACCCGCAGGGCGCUCCUCACUUGCGAGGACACCCACAUUCUUCCCGGAGUGCAUACUUUCGCUUCUUAAUAAACUGCUUCUUUGUUUCUCUUUA
Messenger RNA from Balaenoptera acutorostrata (minke whale), 2427 nucleotides. RefSeq lists its product as uncharacterized. The coding region runs from base 740 to 1642 and encodes 300 amino acids. The record is from RefSeq and is a predicted model, not a curated record. Lineage: Eukaryota; Metazoa; Chordata; Mammalia; Artiodactyla; Balaenopteridae. The transcript has 6 exons.